Messenger RNA from Parasteatoda tepidariorum (common house spider), 1938 nucleotides. RefSeq lists its product as uncharacterized. NCBI's taxonomy places the organism in Eukaryota, Metazoa, Arthropoda, Arachnida, Araneae, Theridiidae. Gene Ontology annotation, molecular function: ligand-gated sodium channel activity. The record is from RefSeq and is a predicted model, not a curated record. Gene Ontology annotation, cellular component: plasma membrane. Gene Ontology annotation, biological process: sodium ion transmembrane transport.
AAUGUGGCUCUACGAAAGGAUGAUGCAAAAACCAUAUAAAGAAGUUAUAAACUAUACACAAACUUUAGAUAAAUUUGUGCAGAGUUGCGCAUAUAUUUCCACUGGGGCAAAUGACCGUCCCAUAGAUUGCGACUUAUCUAACUUCAAGCAAAUGAUUGUCGGAAGUACUUUAAUAAGUGCCAACAGUAUAUGCUGGACAAUAAAUACAGUAAUAGGGAAGCCUGAUAUAAUGCCACUAACAGUUCCGUCUUACGGAAAUUUGGUUCUGAAUUUAACAAUUGAUGAAACGGAGUUUCCAUUUUUUCUUCACCCUCCUUUGGCCAAGAUAUCUAUUCACAAUCCCAACCAAAUUAUAAACCCAUUCUUUUCCGGUUCAACUAUGUUCCUGAAUUCUCGGAAUAAAUUUAUUUUAAAAAAGGUUGUGAAGAAUCUUCUUCCCCCACCAUAUAAAACACAAUGCGUGGAUUACUUGAAGAGAUGGAAAGAAAAUGGAGGAAUUGGGGCUACAAAUAAUAAAGAAUGCAUGGAUGAAUGUAAGAUAAGGCUAUCUCUAAAAAGAUUUGGUUGUGUAAUCGACGAGCUAAGUCAGAUUCCCAAUCAAGAAUUACCGUGUAGUGUAGUAGGUCUACUUGUUAAGCAAACGUUUAACAAAACUGACGAAUUGGAAGCAGCUGAAUGCAUCAAACAAAACUGUGGAUCCGCUUGCUAUGAAGAAUAUUAUGAAAUUUCUCAAAAGGUGACAGAAAGUCAUAAUACGAACAAAUGCUUAGAAAAACACUAUGAAAGACAGAAGAAUAAUAACAUAAAAUUAAGAAAUAUUAUUACAGUAGAAAUUGACUUGAAUGGUAUGGAAACAAGAACUUACACGUACAGACCGAAAUUUGAGAGCAUAGAAAUCUUCAGCAACUUGGGUGGCUAUAUUGGACUGUGGCUAGGUAUAUCGCUUAUCGCUCUGUUUGAUUUUCUGGAGAUGAUAUUUCUUGUCAUUAUGUAUCCCUGUCAGAAGUUAAUGGAGAAGAGAAAAUGAAAAAAUACACCAAUCUAAUCUAAUAUCUUCAUUAUUUUGAACCAAUUGUUAUAAAAAUGCUGUUUAAUCACAAUGAAUUUGAUGUUUAGUGUAGAUAUAUUAUAAGCUUAAACUUAUCACCAUGCUUCAUACAUGUCUCUCUAUUUUACCAUCCUCCUCGUAUAAAACAAAGUGUUGAGAUGCAUAUGAAAUAUAACCUUUACAUCGAAAAUUGGAAGUCUUUCUAUUUCUUAUAUGUUAUUCAAAGACAAUCAAACAGGUUUGGUUAUUUUUUAAUCUCACCUUUCACAUUAUUGUUCAUCAAAUUUCGAAAAUGUUUCUGUUUUUUCCUUGCUCAAAUAUUAAUCUGUAAUGCCUGAUGUGCACUGUUUUUUUUAAUUUAAUUUUAUUUUUAGUAAGGAUUUUAAAAUUUACAUUAAGGCCAGAACACUAUUGUCUUGAAAAACACUAUUGUCUAAACAAAUCUUCAAAUUACUUAAUAUUUUAGGGGAGAUUUUUUCAAGGGUUCACUGCUGCUGUACUAAACUGCCUCAGUAUUUCUGCAUGAAUCAUUGGUGUUUAAAAAGGAAUAAUUUUUAGAAAGGUAUAAUUUUUAGAAAGGUAUAAUUUUUAGAAAGGUAUAAUUUUUAAACAUACGAUCUAAAAAGGAAAAUGUUCGACCAAAUUCAUGCAUUUGACCACUGUAUGUUUUGAAAACAGACAGGAGGGAUGUAAUGAGUUGUUUGGCAGGGUGUUAAGGGAAUUUUCUGAAUAUUAGCAUCACCCAUAUAAAUCUAAGGUGGAUUCAUCAGUGGGUGGAAUCAUUCAAUUGGGUAAACGCAAACAUUGGAACCAACAUGUUUACAAACCAAUUAAUAGAAUGUUCCAAAGGAGCGCAGCCAUGACCGUGUCUAAAGGUGGUUAUUUUAAUC